AUGGGAAACAAACAGUCCACUGCACACUUUGAUGACAAAUUUGGUAAGAAACAACCUGGCCGCAGAAUGAGUUUCCUUAAAAAAAACUUUAAAAAGUCAAAAAUGGAAGAUGAUUCCCACCAAUCACCCGUUGUUAGCGGUUCAAAAAAUGAAAAAUCUUUCGAUAGCCUGGAAUCAUCGAAUGUAUCGACGACCAAAAACAGUCCAGCUCUAACAAAUAAAACCCCGGAAAGCAACAAAAUUCAAAUAAAAAUAUUUCGUUCGAUCACAAACUUGAACGAUAACGGCAGGAUUCGAAUAAUCCCAAGUGAGACGCCCACUAAUUUCAGAGUUUUCAAAAAAAAUGUUUCGUCCGAGACUUUGCUUGUCAACAGCAACAACACCAGGGAGCAGUUGUCCUUUUCCGCAACGUCGUCUCCUUACCUUCGUUCCUACUCGCUACCACGAGCCUUCGUCAAGAACAGGAUGGCACGUACAUCGGCCGCCCUCUCGUCUUCUUCCGUUGAAAAUUUCGAUAGCAUGAAAAGUAAAAAAUUAAUUUCAAGAUCGUCCAUGUCGUCAACUUCUAGAGCAUCUACUGGUUGUUACACUGAUCCUAAUUCGAAAAAUUACAAGGGUUCGUUCGUUAAAUCAUAA
Helobdella robusta is the source of this 636-nucleotide messenger RNA. RefSeq lists its product as hypothetical. The transcript has a single exon. The coding region runs from base 1 to 636 and encodes 211 amino acids. NCBI's taxonomy places the organism in Eukaryota, Metazoa, Annelida, Clitellata, Rhynchobdellida, Glossiphoniidae. The record is from RefSeq and is a predicted model, not a curated record.